Nannospalax galili (Upper Galilee mountains blind mole rat) is the source of this 1707-nucleotide messenger RNA. Its product is annotated as 3-ketoacyl-CoA thiolase B, peroxisomal. The record is from RefSeq and is a predicted model, not a curated record. The transcript has 12 exons. Gene Ontology annotation, biological process: fatty acid beta-oxidation; phenylacetate catabolic process. Gene Ontology annotation, cellular component: peroxisome. Lineage: Eukaryota; Metazoa; Chordata; Mammalia; Rodentia; Spalacidae. Gene Ontology annotation, molecular function: acetyl-CoA C-acyltransferase activity. Bases 144 to 1418 code for a protein of 424 amino acids.
UUCCGUGACGCUAUUCCCGCAGAGCCGUGGACUACGUUUAGGCCUCGCGUGGUAAGGGGCGGUUCUGCGCCUGCGCUUAUAAUCGUUUUUAAUUCAAGGUCUGCGCCCAGAAUCCAGGCUAGACCACAGGACCCUGUUCUGCCAUGUAUCGGCUGCAGGUUGUGCUGGGCCACCUGGCCGGCAGGCCCGGGUCCAGCUCCGCGCUGCAGGCCGCACCCUGCUCCGCUGGCUUCCCGCAGGCCUCAGCCGACGACGUGGUGGUGGUGCACGGACGGCGCACCCCCAUCGGCCGCGGACGUCGCGGCGGCUUCAAGGACACCACCCCUGACGAGCUUCUGUCUGCUGUGCUGACCGCGGUUCUCCAGGACGUGAAGCUGAAGCCGGAGCAGCUGGGAGACAUCUCCGUGGGCAAUGUGCUUCAGCCAGGAGCCGGGGCCCUCAUGGCACGGAUUGCCCAGUUUCUGAGUGGCAUCCCAGAGACUGUGCCUUUGUCCACGGUCAAUAGACAGUGCUCAUCUGGGCUGCAGGCAGUGGCCAACAUAGCUGGUGGCAUCAGAAAUGGGUCUUAUGACAUUGGCAUGGCCUGUGGGGUGGAGUCCAUGUCCCUGUCUGAUAGAGGGAAUCCUGGAAAUAUUACUUCACGCCUGCUGGAGAAUGAGAAGGCCAAAGACUGCCUGAUACCUAUGGGGAUAACUUCGGAGAAUGUGGCUGAGCGGUUUGGCAUUUCGAGGCAGAAGCAGGAUGCCUUCGCACUGACCUCCCAGCAGAAGGCAGCAAGAGCCCAGAGCAGGGGCUGCUUUCGGGAAGAGAUUGUGCCUGUGACCACCACUGUCCUUGAUGAUGAGGGCAACAAGAGGACCAUCACUGUGUCCCAGGAUGAGGGCAUCCGACCCAGCACCACCAUGGAGGGCCUGGCCAAGCUGAAGCCUGCCUUCAAGGAUGGUGGCUCUACCACGGCUGGAAACUCUAGCCAGGUGAGUGAUGGGGCAGCUGCUGUCCUGCUGGCCCGGAGGUCCAAGGCCAAAGAGUUGGGGCUCCCCAUCCUUGGGGUCCUGAGGUCCUUUGCAGUGGUUGGAGUCCCUCCUGACAUCAUGGGCAUCGGACCUGCCUAUGCUAUCCCUGAAGCUUUGCAGAAAGCAGGGUUGACUGUGAGUGACAUAGACAUUUUUGAGAUCAACGAGGCCUUUGCAAGUCAGGCCCUCUACUGUGUGGAGAAGCUGGGAAUUCCACCAGAGAAAGUCAACCCUCUGGGGGGUGCGAUAGCCCUGGGCCACCCCCUGGGCUGCACUGGGGCGCGACAGGUUGUCACGCUGCUUAAUGAGCUGAAACGCCGGGGGAAGAGGGCAUAUGGAGUGGUGUCCAUGUGCAUCGGGACCGGCAUGGGAGCCGCUGCUGUCUUCGAAUACCCUGGGAACUGAGGCCCUGGCUGCAGGUGCUACCCAGAAUGUCCUGUGGCAGCCAGAGAGGGACACUGCAGAAGCCAUCCAUAUGGAACACAGCACUGGAGGGGUGAGCACUGGGUGGACGAAUCACAGCACUUUAGAGAAUGUGAUCACUGGUGACACAGUACAGGAACAGGUGGGACUACCCCAUCAAGCUAGACUGAAAUGUGCAUGGACCACUCAGGCCACAAGGCCAUUGUGUACUUCUGAAGCACGAUGACCCCAUGGUUAGUGCAAUGGAUGUAGUAAAUGUGUGUUAUCUCAU